AUGUCCUCAGACCGCUUGUCUAGAGUGCUAGGGAGACUGCAGAAUCUUCCGUCUAUAUCUCUGCCUACAGAUUAUCCACGACCCACUGGUCCCAACAGGCUGGUCGAAGCCGUACAUUUCGCUGACCUUUCAGACCAAACAUCGCUGAGCCUGCUUAAGCUCGCAUUGCAUACAGAAGACGACCGUGUGGAGGAAGAUGAUGAUAGUUUUUCGGAAAGCCGUCCUUCUGCGUUUCACCUUUUGCUCGCUGCCUUUGCCGUCUUGCUCCAUCGAUAUACUGCCGACACAGAUCUUGUCAUCGGGUCCUCAUCUGCAUCUGCUAGGGAUCCUUUGAUUCUUCGCCUUUCUGUCGAUCCAACAGAUCCAUUCUGGGCCGUCGUUCGUCGUGUGCAGCAUGUCGAACGCGAAGCAGAAUCAGACGUUCUGCCAUUCGAGACGAUAGUGCAAGCACUAGAAAAAAAUAAGGAGGAUUCUGGCGAGACCUCCCGCCCGAUAUUCCGUGUACGCUUCUUCGACGAGACGGAUGAGCCCACGGAGAACUUCAUUCGAUCUACCAGCUUGACCUCUGAUCUUACAAUAUUUGUUACUCGACCACCAGCAUCUACGCGUGCUUCCCUUGCUCCCCAUAUCUCACUUAGAAUCAUAUAUAACUCAUUGCUAUUCACCUCCGCCCGGAUAUCGUCUAUUGUCGACCAGCUCUCCGUUCUCCUGCGCAAAGUCUCUUCGAAUCCACUGGCAUCUGUUGGAUCGGUACCUCUUUUGACUCCUUCACAACGCGACACCCUCCCAAACCCAACGGCCGAUCUACAUUGGUGUGACUGGAAGGGUGCUAUUACAGAUGUAUUCUCAACCAAUGCACGUCGGUGGCCAGACAGGCCGUGUGUUAUACAAAGCCUCCCGGCUCUUUCUCUAAACGAACCUCAAGAAACAGUCACCUACAAUUACGGAGCCAUUCGUAGAGCGUCAAAUAUACUUGCACACUAUCUUCUUCGAGGAGGAAUCCAAAGAGAGGAAGUUGUCAUGGUUUAUGCUCACCGAAGUGUAGAACUCGUUGUCGCGGUGAUGGCUGUUCUCAAAGCUGGCGCUACUUUCUCUGUCAUAGACCCUGCGUAUCCCCCUUCUCGACAAACAAUAUAUCUACAAGUCGCGCAACCUCGAGGCCUAGUGGUACUUAAAGGCGCAGGUUCAAUCAGUCCUACAGUCCGGGAAUUUUUAUCUACAGAACUCAAAAUACGCGUUGAGGUGCCUGCAUUAGAACUCGAAUGUGAUGGCAACAUUUUAGGUGGUAGCCGUGAGGGUGUCGAUGUGCUCAGCUCUCAUGUGAAUAUAGCUGAAACCGAUCCCAACGUGUCCUUGGGGCCAGACAGCAUCGGCACGUUAUCUUUCACCAGCGGAAGUACCGGCAUCCCCAAAGGUGUAAAGGGACGACAUUAUAGUCUCACUCACUUCUUUCCUUGGAUGGGUGAUCGUUUCCUUCUAGGCGAAACGUCCAAGUUUACGAUGUUGAGUGGAAUCGCACAUGACCCCAUUCAACGCGAUAUCUUUACUCCGCUCUUCUUCGGCGCACAACUUCAUGUACCUACUGCUGAUGACAUAGGGACACCAGGGCGUCUCGCUGAGUGGAUGGCUGAUAGCAGUGUUAGCAUAACUCAUCUGACCCCGGCCAUGGGACAACUGCUUUCUGCCCAGGCUACCCGUCAGAUUCCUUCCCUCCGCAACGCGUUUUUCGUAGGAGAUGUCUUGACAAAACGUGACUGCCUCCGACUUCAAUCUCUAGCAGCCAAUGUACGGAUAGUCAAUAUGUACGGGACCACCGAGACCCAACGUGCCGUAUCUUAUUUUGCCAUUCCUCCUGUCUCAGGAGACCCUACCUUCCUGACCACGCAGAAAGACAUCAUGCUCGCUGGCGAAGGAAUGAUUGACGUCCAACUUCUGGUCGUGAAUCGAAACGACAGGAACGUCCCCUGUGCGAUUGGCGAAGUGGGCGAAAUAUAUGUUCGAUCUGGGGGUCUGGCGGAAGGUUAUUUGCAGCCAGAUGCCUCAGCAGAGAAGUUCGUAGCAAACUGGUUCUCACCUCCCACAAUCCCCUGGAAGGACACCAUUCUUCACCCUCCUCAAGGUCUUGCAGGUCCUGAAUCGCGGUACUGGAAAGGUAUCCGCGAUCGUAUGUAUCGUUCAGGUGACCUUGGGCGAUACCUUCCUGAUGGGACAGUCGAAUGCACCGGGCGAGCUGAUGAUCAAGUCAAAAUUCGUGGUUUCAGGAUAGAGCUUGGAGAGAUAGACACCCACAUGAGCCAAUAUCCUUUGGUGCGAGAGAACGUCACCCUCGUACGCAGAGACAAGGACGAAGAGAAGAUCCUCGUCAGCUACUUUGUGCCCUUGGAGAGCCCUCAGCUGGAUGGUUUUGCCAGCGAACUGACAGAUAACGAUGACCAAACUGAUGUCAAGGCUGCACCCAAAUAUAGGCGACUUAUCAAAGAUAUCAGAGAACACCUCAAAAAGAAGCUGCCGAGUUACAGCGUUCCUUCAUUAUUCGUGCCCCUUCGUCGUAUGCCCCUUACCCCUAAUGGUAAGAUAGACAAGCCUGCGCUUCCUUUCCCAGAUACAGCUCAUGCUGCCUCUGCGGAGCCAAGGCACAAAACUAAAUCCCGUAAAGCCAAUCGUACGGAAGAAAAAAUGCGGGCCAUUUGGGCAAGCAUCUUACCUAGUGCACCUGUGCCCAUACCGUUGGACGAAAAUUUCUUUGAUUUAGGUGGUCACUCCAUCCUCGCUACACGUCUUAUAUUCGAGAUACGUAAAGUAUUCAUAGUCAACGCGCCAUUAGGCCUGAUCUUUGACCAGCCAACAAUUGGCGGUCUCGCGGCUGCUGUGGACGCUCUCCGUGAUCCUGACUUUGGUAUUGCUUAUAAAGAGAAAGAAAUCGAUUCACAAGGUCAAACUAACGGUACAAAGAUGUCCAAGAAACCUGCUGUAGUGAUGGAGUAUGGGCAAGAUUACGACAGUCUGGUCCCCCAGCUUCGGGCAUCAUAUCCAUCUCUACCCUCGGAUUUCGACAGUCAUUCACUAACGAUAUUCCUCACUGGUGCCACUGGAUACCUCGGUGCCUUCGUCCUUCGCGAUCUUCUUCAACGUCAGACCCGAGUGAAGAAAGUCUUCUGCCUCGUACGCGCACCUAGUGUGGACAAAGCUUUGGCUAGGUUGAAAGAAGGCUCGAGCGAUCGUGGCGUUUGGGACGAUGAGUGGGUCUCAUCUGGGAGAUUAGAAGUCUUGAUUGGGGACCUGGGACAAGAGUUGUUCGGCCUGGAUCAAGAUAUGUGGUCUCAUGUGGCAAACGAGGUCGAUGCGAUACUGCACAACGGCGCCUUGGUCCACUGGGUAUACCCGUAUGAGAAACUCCGUGCUGCUAACGUCCUUGCAACUUUGACGGCCAUCGAGCUGGCCUCUACAACCAAACAAAAACUUCUGGUGUUCGUUUCGUCAACGUCAGCCAUGGACACCGAGCACUACGUCCGACUGUCCGAUUCACUUUCGCACAUGCAUGGCAAAUACAAAGGUGUCCCCGAAUCUGAUGAUCUCGAAGGUGCAAGAAGCUUACUGAAAACUGGUUAUGGACAAAGCAAGUGGGUCUCCGAGAAGUUACUGUUUGAAGCUGGUAAAAGGGGUUUGAAUGGCCAUAUUGUUCGACCUGGUUACGUGGUGGGUGAUUCGGUAACAGCAGUGACAAAUACGGACGACUUUGUCUGGCGAAUGGUCAAGGGGUGUGUCCAACUCGGUCUUGUGCCGAAUAUCAACAAUACGGUCAAUAUGGUACCCGUUGACCAUGUCGCUCGAUGCACCGCUCUUGCUACGGUGGCCCCACUCCCCAGUUCUGCGAUGACUGUCCUCCAUAUCACUGCCCGGCCCCUCCCCUCUUUCAACAAUAUACUAUCUUCAUUGGCCCAGUAUGGCUUCGCUACAGAACAGUGCGAAUACCUCGUGUGGCGGCGUAAAUUGGAACAACACGUCAUGGAAGUGCAAGAUAACGCGCUAUUCCCCUUGCUGCACUUCGUUUUGGACGAUUUACCGACUAGUACCAAGGCACCCGAACUCGACGACUCCAACACUCAGGCUCUGCUUCACCCCCAUUUGCAGGAGCCGAAUAUGACUGUAUCGGAUAAACUGAUGGGAAUGUACCUUUCGUGGCUCGUUGGCGCAGGCUUUUUACCUCAGCCUUCUUCGCUUUCACCACAGAGGUCAUUGCCUUCCCUGAAUAGUGAUCAGAUCAUUAAGGCCGCUGGAAGGAGUGGAGUAUGAAUGAUAUGUGACUACUAGUAGUUACUAUGUAGGGUCUUCUGCUUUGGAUCAGCCUAUGUAUCGCUUCGUAGUAUUCCAACAAAACAAAAUUUUGGCGCUGUACAGUACUUGUACAUAUGUCGGAGUCUCAUUGAUUUUUCGAAUAGGGAUGAGUUGCUUCGGUCGGAACACCUGAACUCUGUGGCGAUUAACAGUUCAUUUCGAUAAAAUAGUUCGUGAAACUCUUUUGGCAAAUCCAGUUGGCUGUCAAAAUUUAAAAGCGAAGAACAAAACACCCGCACGUGUGGCCUUCUAGUGAAUCUGAUGGGCCUACAACGUUCAAUACAAACAAAUCCGCCCCUUGAAUAAAAAGACUGAAUGUUCAGGUUGUAAUGUAGUUUUGAAACCGCAGACAUCCACCAAAUUUAGACAAUGAACUGUGGUUCCUGUCUCCGUAAAUUAUUUCCCCCACAGGUUAGUUAUGGUCUCUAUAGCAUUCUAGCAUAUCGCUGACCGGCCUCUAGAAAAUGCAACUAUAGC
Molecule: messenger RNA, 4812 nt
Organism: Serpula lacrymans var. lacrymans S7.9
Lineage: Eukaryota; Fungi; Basidiomycota; Agaricomycetes; Boletales; Serpulaceae
Exons: 8
Coding region: 1-4293 (1430 amino acids)
Biological process (GO): L-lysine biosynthetic process
Molecular function (GO): phosphopantetheine binding; L-aminoadipate-semialdehyde dehydrogenase [NAD(P)+] activity
Source: RefSeq, a predicted model, not a curated record